UGAACGGAUACCUAGGACAAGGACAAAACUCUUAACCCCAACUGGAACUAUAUCUAUAAGCAACGUAAAAAUUGAAAAACAAUAAUGGAUGACCAGCCCAUGAGCCAACGUUGUCGUGACAUCCUCAUAGACAACCGCAUGAGCAUCAUUGAAGACCUCGAUGUGAAAGACGUCUUGGAGUAUCUCUUCCAAGAAAGAGUUCUAACGGAGAGGAUGAUGGAUGAAAUAAAGGCCAUACCUGAGGAGAAAAGACAAGACAGAGUGGCAGAACUUCUCGACAUUGUCCCAAGACGUGGCGACAGGGCGUUCUGGAUAUUCUGCGAAGCGCUAGAGGAGUAUCCACAUUUGGUCAAAUUGCUGAGGGAGGGAGAGAAAAAUGCCCCACCUGAGUUUCCUGGGCCUAUGGAAAUACCUCCUACCGUCGAGGCCUGUGCCAAGAAACUGAGGGACCAUUACCGGACAACGUACAACAAGUAUUACCCACUUAGCUGGUAUGCCUUUCGGCGCCUGGACACAGCAAAAGUCUACAUACUCAAUCAGCUGACAAGAGUUGACUGCUCAUGGGCAGACAAGAUGGUUCCAGUAUCAGAGGAUGAGCUAUCGUUCUCUGAUAUUGGAUCCGAGAAUGAGCAAUCAUCAUACGAUGAGAAAACAUGGCCAAACACACUGCUUCAAGGCCCACCCGGGACAGGAAAGACAACGUUUAUCUUCCACCAGGCGUACAAAUGGGCUACAAACGAGAAUCCGAAGCUACAAGACAUCAAGCUUCUGUUCGUUGUGUCAGCACGAACCAUGGGGGAUAGAAACGUGCUUGAGGAGGCCUGCGACCAGUUGCUACCGAGGGGAUUUCUCGGCGAAAAAAGUGCCAAAGACCUUGAGAAAUGGAUCGAACUAAACCCAGGCCGAACCAUGUUUAUGAUCGAAAACAUAGACGAGACUCCAAACAUUACCGAGCAGGACGCAAGGAUGCCAUUGAAAACGCAGAAUCCAGUCCUUCUCUAUCUGCAAAGAAAGUAUCUGCCCCAAACUCAGAGGGUGUUUACAGCCAGAAGCACAGAACUAACAACUGACGGAUCAAGACCAUUCCAUAUCCCCCCGCUCUGCGAUGCUCACUACAUCUUUAACGGCUACUCGGUAGCCGCAAGAACCGAGUACAUUGAGAAGUUUUUCAGCGACGAUGAUGAGAAGGCCCAGAGCUUGAAAGACGCCAUCGCCGUGGAUGAAUGUCUGCAAGAUAUCACCAGGAACCCUCUGUACGCGGUGCUAGUUUGUAUUUUGUGGGAGAAUGACCAGGAGAAGCCACGCACAUGUACGGAGAUUUUCAGCAAGGUGAUAGACCUCCUUGAGAGAAACUAUCUCGAACAGUCUGGUCAUACUUUGACCGGGAAAGUUGUGAAGGAAAGUCUUCGCAAACUUGCAAAGUUGGGCUGGGAUUCAAUUGAACGCGAUGAAUAUGACUUCAGCAUCGACAUAGUCAAAGACAUCAUUGGCAAUCUCCUUCCCGUCGAGAUAGGCUUGAUCGUAAAAGACCCCCUAAAGUUACAGGACCGGUACAAGUUCCAACACAAGACAUUCAAAGAGUACUUCGCCGCAAAGUACACAAUGACCAGGCCAGAGCACGACGACUGUCAUCGUAUGCUGUGGUCUCCCGGAUGUAUUAGUGGGCAGAAAUACACCAAUGUCUGCUCCUUUGCGGCUGGGAUUCUACAAUCUUCUUGCCAACGGUUUUUCGAGAAGAUGCAAGCAUGUCUUUUGGAGAUGAUGCGUAAGCAGGCACCAAAGUGUUGCAUUCACGAUGUCAUCACCCGUGCGUGCUGGGCCGUGAGUGAAUCCGGUGAAAUGGCAGUGAAUGCUCCUCUUGUGGCUGAGUCCUUGCCCGAGGAUAUCACCCUUGACUUUCAGCGCAGACCGCCCAAACCUGGAGUCAUUCGUGGACUCGCAGAAGUGGUCAAGGCUCUACCUGCCAAGACGCUUAAAGCUGUGGAUCUUGGAGAGAUGUGGAUUCCACAUGCAAAUGAGUUGAAAGGUCUGGGAAAAGCUCUGGCCCAGACCAAAGGUAUCAAAUCUCUGUCUGCAAACGUAACAAGAAUGGACAUGUCUCUGUCCAAUCCGGAAGAGAAGGACAAUAGUGGAAUCCUGGCCUUUCACCAAGGGAUCGCACGGAAUAGAAGCAUAACGCACCUGACAAUCGAAGCCAGCAUCGACACGAUGAGCGAAGAAGCCAUCAAGGCAAUACCCAAAGCGGUGCAGGGAAAUACAACUGUUACAAACCUUCGACUUCUUAUCUUCUUUGCAAAGCUGUGUUCAGACAGAUGUACGAACAAAAUUACCAAGGGAAUGAAGGCGACUUGUAACAGGGAACAGAAUGCCAAGGUCUUCUUUAAGUCCUUCGCGGAAUCGUUGGCGUCUAACAAAUCUUUGCAAUCUCUACAGCUCAGCAGCUAUAUCCUUCGCCACAGAAUGGCUAUAGAUCCACUGGCACCAGCGAUAGCAAAUCACCCAUGUCUGAGGUCGCUAACCGUAUCUGGUCCAUGGAGCGGUCGAGGGCACUUUGAACACGAUGGUACAAACGCUCUGGCACACAUUCUUGAGAAUACAAGGAACCUUUCCUCUGUGACCAUUCGAUUACAGUCUUUCAGCACAACAGAAGUGGACACAGACCGCGCGAGCAUUCUCUUCGAUGCCCUCGGCACUUGCAAGACUCUGGAAAAGGUCAAGCUCGUCUUUACCUGGAUGUUCGCACGGGAAAAGCUCCUGGUGGCAGAUUUUGUCAGAGAAAGCCAAACCCUGAAAGAGUUGACGUUGGAGUGGAGAAGCAUGAGCGAAGCCUUCCUCCUCGCGCUGUGCGAAGCGAUCAGGCAGCGAGCAACGGGAAGCCUACAGAAGCUGGUGUUAACGGGGAGGUUCGCGGCCAGAGGGCAGGCUGAGCUCGGGAGGACAUUUGCCAGGAGCAAGACUCUCCUGUGUCUAGAGCUGCACGGGAAUCCUUUCAUAGAUGAAGGACUACAGGCUUUCAUUGAUGCGGUGAGCGAGCAAGUGACAGAGAUCCAAGGCUCUUCCCGUGAGGUGGCUCGUCUGGUAUUGGUGAGUGGGACGGUAGAGGGCGAGCACUCAACAGAUGUGAUCCUAGCUACUCAGCUGACGGAAGCGACGCUCGCUGACUCGCGCAACAUCAACAUUGUGAUCCAGGAUCUAACCCCAGCUCCACCAGAUCCGUUAACAUAUGUUCCAAUUGGACCAUCAUAAGCACCAGUGUAGACUAUGUAGCAGGUUUGAACUACACAUGCACAGUGUAGGGUAUUGUGAGUGGUUGUGUGUGUGCGUGUGUUUGUAUGUGUGUGGUUAUUAGCAGCAUUGAGAGAUUCUUCUUUUCAUUGAAGAUAUGAUAAUACAAGACCGAUUUCAAAAGAAACACUAACGUCGUGUUAUGUAGAUAACGUCAUCAACUAACUAUGACGUAAUGGAGGAACUAUGUAAGUUCGUCUACACAGGUUUUAUCCCUAUUCAAAUUCUAAGGGAAAAUAAGCUAAUUAUUCUUGGUCUGGUAAAAUCGUCCGCCAUCUUGGAUUUUGACCGAUGACAUCAUCAAAUUAACAUAAUGUAUGCAUAUUUAAUUAUGAAAGAUAUGGCGUUAUGCGAGAUGGUGUUAUGCGAGAUGAAUUUUGUACUAGUAUAAUACGCUAAUAAAAAG
Branchiostoma floridae (Florida lancelet) is the source of this 3691-nucleotide messenger RNA. RefSeq lists its product as uncharacterized. The record is from RefSeq and is a predicted model, not a curated record. NCBI's taxonomy places the organism in Eukaryota, Metazoa, Chordata, Leptocardii, Amphioxiformes, Branchiostomatidae. Gene Ontology annotation, biological process: regulation of apoptotic process.